This is a messenger RNA of Rattus norvegicus (Norway rat), 996 nucleotides long. RefSeq names its product olfactory receptor family 7 subfamily D member 11C (gene Or7d11c). Lineage: Eukaryota; Metazoa; Chordata; Mammalia; Rodentia; Muridae. Bases 1 to 996 code for a protein of 331 amino acids. Gene Ontology annotation, molecular function: olfactory receptor activity; G protein-coupled receptor activity. The record is from RefSeq and is marked reviewed. Gene Ontology annotation, biological process: detection of chemical stimulus involved in sensory perception of smell; G protein-coupled receptor signaling pathway. The transcript has a single exon. Gene Ontology annotation, cellular component: membrane; plasma membrane.
AUGAAAAUGGAAAACCACACGCUGAUAUCAGAAUUUUUCCUCCUGGAUCUCUCAGAUGAUCCCAAACUGCAGCCCUUUCUCUUUGGACUAUUCUUGUCCAUGUACCUGGUCACAAUGCUUGGGAACUUGCUCAUCAUCCUAGCUGUCAGCUCUAACUCACAACUCCACAACCCCAUGUACUUCUUCCUCUCCAAUCUGUCCUUUGUUGACAUCUGUUUCAUUUCAACCACAGUACCAAAAAUGUUAGUGAACAUGCAGUCACAGACAAAAGACAUCUCCUACAUAGAAUGUCUUACACAGGUAUAUUUUUUUAAUACUUUUGUAGGGAUGGAUGAUGUUUUGCUCACUUUAAUGGCCUAUGAUUGCUUUGUAGCCAUCUGUAACCCCCUUAAAUACACUAUUAUCAUGAACCCUAGGGUGUGUACCCUUCUGGUUCUGAUGUUUUGGAUAAUCAUGUUCUGCAUCUCCCUGAUUCAUGUUCUAUUGAUGAAUGAACUGAACUUCUCCAGAGGCACAAAAAUUCCACAUUUCUUCUGUGAAUUGGCUCAAGUUCUCAAAGUCUCCAACUCUGACACUCAUAUCAAUAAUAUCUUCAUGUAUGUGUUGAGUUCCCUACUAGGUGUGAUUCCUAUGACAGGAAUACUUAUGUCUUACUCACAGAUUGUCUCAUCCUUAUUAAGGAUGUCCUCUACUGUGAGUAAGUACAAAGCCUUUUCCACCUGUGGAUCUCACCUCUGUGUAGUCUGUUUGUUCUAUGGGUCAGUAAUUGGAGUUUACUUCAGCUCUUCUGUGGUCCUUUCUACCCAGAGAAUAAUGGUUGCUUCAUUGAUGUACACUGUGAUUAGCCCUAUGCUGAACCCCUUUAUCUAUAGCCUGCGAAACAAAGAUGUGAAGGUUGCCCUUGGUGAACUUUUUAUAAGAGUUGCCCCUUGUCCAUCAUGGAUCAAUGACAUCAUAACUAAAUUCAUACUAAAAAAUAUAAGGCAAAAUUUAUAA